Molecule: messenger RNA, 1317 nt
Organism: Lobosporangium transversale
Lineage: Eukaryota; Fungi; Mortierellomycota; Mortierellomycetes; Mortierellales; Mortierellaceae
Exons: 1
Source: RefSeq, a predicted model, not a curated record
AUGAUGAGCAAUUCCAAUUUGAGUCCUAUGGACAUUCCAGAAAUUAUUUUGCGUGUUGGCGACUUCCUAGAACAAGAUGAUCUCUUACGCUGUAUUCUUGUCUCCAGGACUUUCCGCAAUACACUUGCUGGCUCUAUAUCCAUUUACAAAAGGAUUGAGGUUGGAGAAACCUAUUCAAGAUAUAGAAAGUAUCCUACUGGUGCAGCACUGCAGAGCUACAAGGAAAAUAUUGAGGAGCUUCUAUUCUAUUACAAGUUUCCAAAGGAGUACAUGUCGUUGCAAGGCUGUGUUCGCCUCCAAUCCAUCGAAUGUCGAAGCCAGCUUUCGUUCAAUCUGAGUGAGCUUUCUAGCUUGAUUAUGUCCCACAGUUCCACAAUCACCAAAUUUGAGCUCACUACACCGGGUGACUCAUCUUUACGAGAGAUAUGGACAGCAUUACUGGGAUGCACGCAUCUAGAAGUGUUAACCAUUUCUAGUACUUACGUGUCUAAUGACCAGGUCGAUCUAUUCUUUCGAGUCUGCAAGAGAGUUAGGUGCUUGGAGAUGUCUUGUGUAACAAUCAAUCGACUACCCUCCAACUUCUUGAACGACGGCACAGAUGAAUUCAUUUUCCCAAAUAUGACCACAUUACGUCUUCGCUUUGUCAAGAUAUCCACGCCUCCAACCUUUUAUUCAUCAUCUUAUUGUCUCGGCAUAUUGGCUAAGAGAUGUCCAAAGCUACGCUCAUUAAAGUUCGGUGAAUACACGGAUGACGAUAUUUCAUAUCCAACAGGUGGCCGUGAUAUCUAUAAGGCAGUAUUCGUUGAUCAUCCCUUCACAUCGACAAGUCUAUCAGACCUGUAUAUGGGGUCCUUCAGAAUAAAAGACGAGGACAUGGCAGCACUUCUCAGAAAGAUGACUGAACUAAGACGGCUAGAUAUCCCAGAUUGUGAAUUCGGUCCACUCUCUAUGCAAGAAUUACUAGCAGACGAGCAGGAGGUUCUGGAUGGUGGGCACAUAGUACGGAAGAGAAGGGAUCGGAGGCUCUGCGACACAAUUCAAGUACUGAGAUUCAACAAACAAGCCACAAUCUUUGCCGGUGUUGGUCAAGCGAUCUUAUCCAAUUGUCCACGUCUGAAGGUAUUGGCGGGGCCCAAAGUGAAAGUGACAGAAAUUGUUGAUGGUGAAGAAUGGGUUAGCACUGAUCUCACCCAUUUGGUCAUUCAACUUGAAGCCGAUGUUGACCAGGAGAGUACAGAGGGCAUGCAGAAGCAGCGUAUUGUAUUUAGGCAGCUAGGCAAGUUGACUAAACUACAUGUCCUUAAUUUGACCCAUUAC